AGCAUGUUGACAAAAAAAAAGUAAGCCACCAUAAAUAAACCAUAAUAAACUGGCGUAUAGAACGAAAACAAGGCGGAUACACAUAAAGAGAAGCUAUUUGGGAUAUAGGAAAUCGCUUACUGCAAGUCAUAAUGGUCAAGAGUCGCCGCCUCCGAUGAACAACAAUGCUGUGAACGAACACAGAGAUUCCACAUUAUAUACAUUUCGCAUGCACGCUCUUCAAUUCAAACGUGGAUAUCAUACGGUCGUCAGUUGGAAUAGCUAGCCCGCUGCUAGACCAUGUCGGGCAGCAAUAACACUCGCCUGACUAUGGCGACUGGUGGAGCCGCUGGGAGCGGAGUGGACGGCUCCUCCUAUAUACGCACCAUCGAAUGGGACAUGAUGAACAAAUCGAAAUUCUUUCCACUAUCCAUGCUUAGUUCAUUCUCGGUGAGAUGCUGCCUAUUCCCAUUGACUGUGAUCAAAACUCAGCUGCAGGUGCAGCACAGGAGCGACAUAUACAAGGGCAUGAUUGAUUGUGCCAUGAAAAUUUAUCGCUCGGAAGGGGUGCCAGGAUUGUAUCGCGGCUUCUGGAUAUCGUCGGUGCAAAUUGUCUCUGGCGUAUUUUACAUUAGCACCUAUGAGGGAGUGCGUCACAUACUCUCCGAUUUGGGUGCCGAUCAUAGGAUUAAAGCUUUAGUUGGUGGCGGCUGUGCAUCGCUUGUGGGUCAGACAAUUAUAGUUCCUUUUGAUGUUAUAUCCCAGCAUGCCAUGGUAUUGGGCAUGUCGGCUCAUCCUGGCUCCAAAAUGGACAUCAAUCCGUUGGGCAUUAAAUCAUGGCCUGGACGCAGUCGUUUCCAAAUAUCCAAGGACAUUGGACGUGAGAUAAUGCGGCGCGAUGGAUUGCGUGGCUUCUAUAGAGGCUAUACAGCCAGUUUAAUGGCCUAUGUACCGAAUUCGGCCAUGUGGUGGGCAUUCUACCAUCUCUAUCAGGACGAAUUGGUUCGCAUAUGCCCCAUUUGGGUAUCCCAUCUGUUUAUACAAUGUGUGGCCGGCAGUUUAGGUGGCUUUACAACGACAAUAUUAACCAAUCCACUCGAUAUAGUGCGAGCUCGUCUACAGGUUCAUCGGUUGGAUUCAAUGAGCAUCGCCUUCCGUGAACUGUGGCAGGAGGAGAAAUUGAACUGCUUCUUUAAGGGUCUGUCCGCUCGCCUGGUGCAAUCGGCAGCUUUCUCAUUCAGCAUUAUCCUAGGUUAUGAGACUAUCAAACGAAUAGCCGUUGAUGAGCAAUACAAACAUCAGAUACGGUGGUAGGGAAAUACGCACAAUCUCUUAAAACACGAACUGUUACCAACUCAAAAAUGCAUUUAGCCACUAUGUACCACCAGAGAAAGAUAGAGAAAGAAAGAGAGAGAGAGAGAGCAACAAAUUCGUUACCGCACGACGAUUGUAAAUAACGGACAUUAAAAGUUUAGCCCAUUAAUCAUUUUUCAAUUAAACAAACAAUUAGUGUUGAAAUUAAACCAAUGCGCCAAUUUAAAACAUAAAUCAUAUUUAAUGCAAAUUUAAUAUUAAAAAACCAACCUUUCCCUUUUUACGCCCCUAAAAAAAAAAAUGUUGUGUAGCUUAAAUUGUAUAUUUUUUGUUUCUUUUUUGUUAUUUAGUAAUUUUAUAUAUACAUAUAUUUAAUAGAAGCGAAACGGCUACAGGCAUAAAUUAUUAUUUACUUCUACGUAAUUGAUGAUGAUGAUUAUGAUGAUGAUAAUGAUAAUGUUGUUGAUAAUAAUGUUGUUUAUAACCAUAGAUAAACUCUUGUAAUACACAAAUACUUAACACAGCGAGGCUAGAGCCAAGCCAAAUAACUGAGCAUACACACAUACAUACUACAUACCUAAUUAGAUGUUUUUGUUAAAUGCGUUCCAUCACCCCCGCCCGUGUGGGUGACUUCGCAUUAAUGUUUAAGCAUAAAUGUGUUCUAUGAAUGGAAACAAUUAGGUCUUAGUCGGCAUUGUAAUAAAGUACAAACCAAGAAUUCAUCAAUUUUUGGCACUGUGAAACGUGUAUCUUAA
Molecule: messenger RNA, 2048 nt
Organism: Drosophila willistoni
Lineage: Eukaryota; Metazoa; Arthropoda; Insecta; Diptera; Drosophilidae
Product: solute carrier family 25 member 44
Exons: 4
Coding region: 280-1293 (337 amino acids)
Biological process (GO): transmembrane transport; branched-chain amino acid catabolic process
Cellular component (GO): mitochondrion
Molecular function (GO): branched-chain amino acid transmembrane transporter activity
Source: RefSeq, a predicted model, not a curated record